Messenger RNA from Cadophora gregata, 411 nucleotides. RefSeq lists its product as uncharacterized. The record is from RefSeq and is a predicted model, not a curated record. The transcript has a single exon. NCBI's taxonomy places the organism in Eukaryota, Fungi, Ascomycota, Leotiomycetes, Helotiales, Ploettnerulaceae. Bases 1 to 411 code for a protein of 136 amino acids.
AUGGAUAUUCUUUUCAACCCAACAUUCCUGAAAGUCUUUGCGACAUUCAACACCAUUUACCUCGCCGCUCUAGCAGGUGCCGCACAUGGCAUGUACAUAUUCAGCAUCCCAAUUAUUGAAAACAGCGAUUCAUCUAUGAACAUGCUCCGUCAAUUCCACCAACUUAUCACUCUUGGAGCAAAAUACAUGCAAGGCAGUAGCCGGAUCCAGGGAGCUUCCCUGGCUCUGCUUACCUAUCUGCUUUAUGCACAUCCCGACGAGGAUAUCGACGCCAGGUGGACGUGGUUUGGUGCUGCGUUAGUAUUGGGUGCACAGGUUGCGUGGUAUGAAUUCGUUUUUAUUUUCCCGACGAAUGAUAGGUUGGUGGAGAUGGAGAGGGACAGAGGUCCCAAUAAGUCAGCCGGCUUAUAA